CUGCUAUUGAACUAAGGUUUUCAUACUAGUAUUUUCAUCUUUUACUUGAAAUUUUAUCUCCUAAUUUUCAAGUACUCUGGCAUUAUUGUUCAUUCUUUCUUUUUGAAGCUUUAAAUGUCCAAAAAUACGGAAGAAGAAAAUACAAUUAAACAGGGCAAAACAGUAUGGAUUUCACACUUAAUAGUUGUAUUGAUUUAUUAUUAGAUAACAGAUAAUAACGAAAAUUAAUAAUUGGAAUAUGAUCAUGUUCUGUUAGCAUGUUGAAGUGUGAACACUACGACUUCAAUUCAUUUGGAUUGUAGCAUAAAAACGUACUUAAACAUGUUUCCAGCAGGUAGAGUGAUAAUCAUCUUUCUAAACUUACAAAACAUUAAUAUUUGUUCUGAUUGAUUUCUCUGUUCUGGACGUGACAGUAAUUCAUGCCCCCGCAUGCUACGCUUGGCACGUAAGAACAAGAGCUUUACAUCAAGUCAUAAAGACUUUGGUGUCAUCCGAUAUUAAUGGAGAUGAUCAAGUAUCUAAUAUCAGCCAACAAAGCCAAGGUUGCGGUGACAAAAUUGUUAUAUGUUGACUUCAUAAAUCAAGGUUAAAGCCCUAUGCAACUCUUCUCUUCAAAAUUUUCCAAAAAAACAUUCAUAUAUAUAAUACUGAUCGGCACUCAAGUUUAAAUCCUGUGAGUUAAACUGUGAAGACUUCAAAGACAAGACAGGGAGUUAAGGCAAAUGUUUCUUUACAUGUUUCACGGAAAUAAGUACUAUAAAAUCUCUGAAAUGUCUGAUACUCCUAAUAAUGGAUUCGGAUCUCUAAUAAUUAGUGAUUCAUUAAUUGGGAAAUUUUAUUUUUAAAAAAAGAAAAUCAGAGGAGAAGAAAAAGAAACGGCCAGGCAACUUAUUGAUUGAAUAUAUUUGGCAAGUACCUUCUUAGGAAUCUUCUUAACUUAUUGCCUAAGAUUAGCUUUGUUUCCCAUUUUUCUCUGUCUGAAACCUUGCCUAGAUUUUGUAAUGUGUAUGGCUGGUCCAAGCAAGGAAAUAAUUGCCAAACACAGAGAAUAGUGCACAAAAACAGAAACAAUAUGCGCGAACUAAAUAUAGCAUUUCCGUGAUGGUAUGUAUGCUUGUCUUGUUUAAUUCUAAUGGCGCAAUCAUAGGGUGUGAAAGGUGAGACUUUUAAGAGUUAUGGAGAUUGGAGACAUAGAAAAAACAUACUGGUAGAGAAGAGAAAAAGGGGUUCAAAGCAAGGGAGAAUAAGAUGUCUUCAGCUUGGUUAACUAGUCUCAAGAGAUCAGUCAACUGUAAACCAAAGUUGCCUGAUGUGAAGGAACCAGCAGCCGACGACAGCACUGAGAAAAACAGCCCAUGUUUAUGUAGUUCAGGGUGUUCAAGAUCCUUAUCUAACUUGAGAGAUGUCAUUCAUGGAAGCAAGAGACAGGCUGACAAGGCACCACGAAUUGGCAGCCCGACAUCUAUAGCGAGCAGUGAGAUUAUCAAUCAGAUAACCCAUCAAGACGUUUUCACCGACUCCAAAUGUGUUCUCGAGAUCAAGACUCAGUGCUCAGGUAAUGAUGAUGGCAAGGGGGGUUCAACUUUUGUGGGAACCCUUAGGCCUGGCACACCUGGUCCUGGAGAACGUUUUAUGGAACCGGCCUACAAUAGCAGAAGGUCGAGGAAGAUCAUUGCGGGUCCUUCACUCAUGAGAAGUAGCUGUGGCAUCUCUUCUUCCAAGCCUAGAAGAUCCCUUGAUUUUGAGUCCCAACGUUAUGUUUGCCAGAAAUGUGGUGAAAUUUUUAAAAAGUUGGAAGCCAUAGAAUCACAUCAUCUCUCCACGCAUGCUGUCACGGCACUUUCUGAAGGAGACUCCUCCAAGAAAAUAGUGGAAUUAAUUUGCCAAACAAGUUUUUUGGAGCCUGAAAAUAAAUUUGGUGAAAUUGAAAGGAUACUGAAGAUUCACAACAUGCAAAGAACUCUUGUGCAAUUUGAAGAUUACAGAGAAAUGGUAAAGCUCAAGGCAAAUAAACUAUCGAAGAAACAUCCACGUUGCCUAGCUGAUGGGAAUGAGCUUUUGAGGUUCUAUGGCUCAACCGUUGCAUGCUCUCUUGGCAUGGAAAACACUUCAAGCCUCUGCACAUUGGAUCAAUGCGAAGUGUGUCAAAUUCUAAGACAAGGGUUUUUCAGCAAGAAGGAAGCCAACGGAUGCUGGGGUGUUUUAACUUCUUCCACAAGUAAAAGGGCUAUGGAGAGUGUUGAACUUGAUAAAGAACAGCAUUCCCAAAGAAAAGCUCUGGUAGUGUGCAGGGUAAUUGCAGGGAGGGUUGUUAAAGGUUUAGAGAAAAUGCGGGAAAUGGAAGGUCAAUCAAGCUUCGAUUCAGUGGCUGGAAAAGCUGAUUGCCAUUCAAAUAUUGAGGAACUCUAUUCACUAAGCCCUAGAGCUCUCCUCCCUUGUUUUAUAUUAAUCAUCUGCAAAAAUUGAUUGACCACUCAAAUUUUGACUUUGAGAGGAAUAUGUUGUACUCAUCAAACAUGUUGUCUAUUUUCACUGGAUCCUAUUUCCUUUCUCAA
Gossypium raimondii (Peruvian cotton) is the source of this 2555-nucleotide messenger RNA. RefSeq lists its product as uncharacterized. The record is from RefSeq and is a predicted model, not a curated record. Bases 1249 to 2466 code for a protein of 405 amino acids. Lineage: Eukaryota; Viridiplantae; Streptophyta; Magnoliopsida; Malvales; Malvaceae. The transcript has 2 exons.